This is a messenger RNA of Prunus armeniaca (apricot), 180 nucleotides long. NCBI's taxonomy places the organism in Eukaryota, Viridiplantae, Streptophyta, Magnoliopsida, Rosales, Rosaceae. The record is from the annotation of a GenBank genome assembly.
AUGGAGAUUUCUCUAAGGUGGAUGGCCGGAGCCGUGUGGAGAGACAAAAGUAGAGAGAUGAGAGCAAUAUGGCUGGCAGCAAUGGAGCUGUCGUCGGCUAGGAGAGAGAGGAGAGGGAGAUCUCUGGUAUUUUUGCAGGGUUUCAGAGCUAGGUUUAGAGUUACCUUGAAUGAUGAAUGA